This is a messenger RNA of Agrilus planipennis (emerald ash borer), 2406 nucleotides long. RefSeq names its product U4/U6 small nuclear ribonucleoprotein Prp3 (gene Prp3). Gene Ontology annotation, cellular component: U4/U6 x U5 tri-snRNP complex. NCBI's taxonomy places the organism in Eukaryota, Metazoa, Arthropoda, Insecta, Coleoptera, Buprestidae. The transcript has 4 exons. Gene Ontology annotation, biological process: mRNA splicing, via spliceosome. The coding region runs from base 357 to 2249 and encodes 630 amino acids. The record is from RefSeq and is a predicted model, not a curated record.
AGUUCCUAGUGUUAUGGAGAUGUUACAUGUUCAGUUUCAUGAUAAUGUAGACAACGGUUGUGAUCCUUUUGACACUUUCAAUUCCUUCAUGUCUGCUUAUUAUUUUGUGUAAUAAAUGUUCUAACCUAUCAAGGUUUGUCGUUAUAACAGGUAAGAGUGGAUAAGGUCAUUAUUAGCUUUGAAACUUGUAAAAAACAGAGUUUAUCGCAUACAUUGUUUGCUUUUAAAAAAAUAAAAUUUACUAUAGCAGAAAAGCAAAAUAAAAUAAAGGGAAGAAUAUAAAAUAAAUAAAUAAAGUGUAUUCUGCUUAUUAGCACCAUUGCUUUUUAUAGAAGCUUUCAGGAAAUAGUUUAGCUAUGGCUCAUUUUUCAAGAAAAGAAUUAGAUGAACUAAAGCCUCUUUUUGAAAAAACUGUGUAUAAAGUAACUGGAAGUAAUGAUUCCUCUCUAGUUAGUGCUAUUGGUCAGUGCUUACAUUCAGGAUAUGAAAAAAGGAAAGUCGUAGAUAAACUCUCAUUUCACAUAGAUUCUAAAAAGGCUACUCGACUCGCAGAAAAGAUAUUUGAUUUAAUUGAAGACAUGAAAGUUUCUAAUAGUUCAAGAAAGCGAUCUAGGUCGCGUGAAAGAGAAAAAGAGCGUGAUUCUAAGCGUUCUAAAGUACAUGGUUCAAGAGAUAGUGAUAAAAACCGAAAAAAUGAUUCAAAUAAAAGUUUUUCGAGCAGUGAGAUUAAGGAAAUGAUGCAACAUGCCCAAAAACAAAUAGAAGAACGUAAGAAAGCACUAGACAAUUUGAACACAAAAAAUGUUCCAAUUCCGCCCCCAAGUAUUUAUGGUAUACCAAUGGGUUUGUUAAAUAGAGGUGAUGCUGAUAAAGCAAGAAAAAUAGCUCAGUUACAAUCCCAAAUUAAAAACAAAUUGUCUGCUGGAAUUUUAGGGAAUGUUGUAAUUCAUGUCCCACAAGCUUCUGAGAAGCCAACACCACUCAUUUUGGAUGAUGAAGGGCGAACUGUGGAUAAAACAGGUAAAGCUGUUCAGUUGACACACAUUGCACCUACAUUAAAAGCUAACAUUAGAGCCAGAAAGAAACAAGAAUUCAAGGCUCAUCAACAUGACAAACCAGUUGAAGAGUCAGCAGAAACUAAAUUUAUUGAUCCACGAAUUGGAAUUAAACCACCCAUUAGAUCUAAAAGGAAUUUACGUUUUCAUGAACCUGGCAAGUUCCAACAGUUAGCUGAAAGGUUGAGAAUGAAGGCACAGUUAGAAAAACUACAAAAUGAAAUUUCUCAAAUUGCAAAAAAGACAGGUAUUUCUUCUGCUACAAAAUUGGCUUUAAUUGCUAAAACAGAAGGGGUCACUGAUGAAAUUCCUCAGAUGGAAUGGUGGGAUUCUGUUAUAUUAGAAGACGAACUGAAUACAAUAAAAAAUGGAAAAAUUGCAAUCAAAGAUCAUAUUAUUAGUAAUUUAGUAGAACAUCCAACCCAAAUGCGUUGUCCUACUGAUCCUUUGAAACCAGUUUAUAUGCCGGUCUUUUUAACUAAAAAAGAACGAAAAAAAUUACGUCGUCAAAAUAGAAGGGAAAUGUGGAAGGAGGAACAAGAAAAAAUACGACUGGGUUUGGUUGCUCCUCCAGAACCGAAACUCCGAAUAUCAAACUUAAUGAGAGUUUUGGGUACUGAAGCUGUUCAGGACCCUACCAAAGUAGAAGCUCAUGUGCGAGAACAGAUGGCAAAAAGACAAAAAGCUCACGAAGAUGCCAAUGCAGCCCGACAAUUAACAGCGGAACAGAAACGGCACAAAAAUAUUAAAAAAAUCAAAGAGGAUACCACAAACGGCGUUCACGUUUCUAUAUAUAGAAUUAGAGACUUAUUUGAGCUUGCCUCAAAGAAAUUUAAAAUCGAAACCAAUGCCAAACAACUUAUGAUGACUGGCUGUGUUGUGUUGUAUCCAGACUGUUGUGUUGUUGUCGUUGAAGGGGGCCCCAAGCAACAAAAAAAAUAUCGAAGGUUGAUGCUUCAUCGAAUAAAAUGGGAAGAAGAUAUUGUAAAGGAUCCAGAUGGAAGGGAAGUACCAAAUAAAUGCGUUCUCGUUUGGGAAGGUACGAGCAAGCAGCGCACUUUUGGUGAAUUGAAGUUUAAAGUUUGCCCUACUGAGAAAUUGGCUCGAGAACAUUUUAAAAAGCACAAAGUGGAACAUUACUGGGACCUGGCUUACAGCGGUGCUAUUCUUGAACCAGUUGUUGAAGGUGUAUAAUGAUACAAUAAAUUGUAGAAAUUAUGUAAAUACCUUUCUGAAUACACCCUAAACGCUUAAAAAUACAUACAUGUAGUCUUUAUAAUAUCAUAAAUAAUACAAUGAUUAAAGAGAUGUAAAAUUUACUUUGUUACAAUAUAAUUAAUAAAUCAUCCUA